Molecule: messenger RNA, 1692 nt
Organism: Aplysia californica (California sea hare)
Lineage: Eukaryota; Metazoa; Mollusca; Gastropoda; Aplysiida; Aplysiidae
Product: alpha-amylase
Exons: 11
Coding region: 1-1518 (505 amino acids)
Biological process (GO): carbohydrate metabolic process
Molecular function (GO): alpha-amylase activity; cation binding
Source: RefSeq, a predicted model, not a curated record
AUGUUGGUCCUGACAGCGUGCCUCCUUCUGCUGCAGCUGUUUGGCUCACUGGCGUACAAAGACCCACACUGCACCAGAGGCAGAGACGGUGUUGUACAUCUCUUUGAGUGGAAAUGGAACGACAUUGCAGCAGAAUGCAAGCGCUUCCUAGGACCUUACGGGUUUUGCGCAGUACAGACUUCCCCUGCGAGCGAGAACAGAGUAGUUACGUCACCGAGCCGCCCUUGGUGGGAGCGGUACCAGCCAAUCAGCUACAAGAUCGCCACGCGAAGCGGCAACGAGGAUGAAUUCCGGAAUAUGGUUAAGACAUGCGCAGAGAGUGGGGUUAGGAUCUACGUGGACGUGGUCAUCAACCACAUGUGUGGCGGGGGAGGGUCUGGCUCGGGGACAGGAGGCACACACUUUGACGCGGACACCCUGUCUUUUCCCGGCGUGCCUUACGGGAGCUCCGACUUCAACGACGGCAGCAACUGCCACUCCGGGAAUGGGCACAUCAACAAUUACAACAACCCCGAGGAGGUCAGAAACUGCCGUCUAGUUAAUUUGCUCGACCUCCGUUUGAGCAAGGACUACGUUCGCGGGAAAGUGGCAGGUUAUCUGAACCAUCUCAUCGAUCUGGGAGUCGCGGGAUUCAGAGUGGACGCCGCAAAACACAUGUGGCCCGGUGACAUCAAGGGUAUUCUUGACAAGGUCAAGGAUAUCCAACAAGGUGGUCGGCCAUUUGUGUACCACGAGGUCAUUGACAUGGGCGGCGAGGCUAUCAAGGGAUCCGAGUACUUGGAUGUUGGGCGUGUCACAAACUUCAAGUUUGGAAUAGAGGUCGCCCGUUUGUUCAAGCAUCAGAACGCAUUAAAAUUCCUGGGCAACUGGGGCCAGGCCUGGGGCAUGGAAGCCACGGGAGAUGUCGUCAACUUUGUGGACAACCACGACAACCAGAGAGGUCACGGAGGCGGGGGGAGUGUACUCACUCACUGGGACCCCAGACCCUACAAGCUGGCCACAGCCUUCAUGCUGGCUCACCCGUAUGGCUUCCCUCGCGUCAUGAGCAGCUACGAGUAUAACCGCGCCAACGAGUGGGAGGGGCCGCCCCAUAAUGGCGACAUGAGCACAAAGAGCGUUACCAUUAACGGCAUGAUCUGUGGCAAUGGCUGGGCGUGCGAGCACAGAUGGCGUCAGAUCUACAACAUGGUGGCCUUCCGUAACAUGGCAAGUGGCAAGCCAGUCAGUAACUGGUGGUCAGGGGCCGACUAUCAGAUCGCUUUCUCAAGGGGCGACCGUGCCUUUAUUGCUUUCAACCUGGAAGGUUAUGACUUGGAUAAAACCCUGCAGACUGGCCUACCCGGGGGCACCUACUGUGACGUCAUAUCCGGCAACCUGGAGAACGGCAAGUGUACUGGCGGAUCUGUGACGGUCAAUGGAGACGGGACGGCCAGGGUCCACGUCUGCAACAGCUGUCCAGACCCUAUGAUCGCUAUACACGUCGGUGCCAAAGUGGGAUCCCCCGAGAGAAGACACUGAGCACAUACGAAACGAAAAGAUUUUUCUGAUCUUUCUGCUCUUUUUAAAAAAAUUGUUUCUGUCAUGGAUUGCCACUCUUGUUUCUUGUGUCUGAUAAGUGGAAGAGACUUGUUCUUAAAUUUUCGGUGGUAACAUUUUAUAGUGAAUAACAACAUUAUUUAUCAUAUUAUGCCA